Daldinia decipiens is the source of this 2600-nucleotide messenger RNA. RefSeq lists its product as uncharacterized. The transcript has 2 exons. Bases 285 to 2384 code for a protein of 699 amino acids. Lineage: Eukaryota; Fungi; Ascomycota; Sordariomycetes; Xylariales; Hypoxylaceae. The record is from RefSeq and is a predicted model, not a curated record.
AAAUAUGCCUAGGCUGGUAGUUAUCGUUUCUUCCUGCUAGAUCUUCUUUAGCAUCUUUUUACUUUCUGUUCACACACUGCUCGCCUUCCAUCAUAAUAUUCAAGAUGGCUGAAGCUAUUGCGACUUUUGGCCUAGCAGUCAAUAUCAUGCAAGUUGUCGGAGUCGGUGCCAAGUUUGUUGAUCUUGCUUGGAAGAUAUGGCGCUCCGAGAAGGAUAUUGCGGACGAAUUUACUACGUCGUAGUCCAUUUCGCGAGAUCUGAAGGCGGCCCUACAACAGAUCCCCAUGACCACAUCGUCGCCUCGAGACCCGGCCGAAGAUGAAACCAACAGCAGAAUCGUCGCGCUGGCCAAAGAUUGCGUGAAGAUUGCUCAGCAGAUAAUUGAUUCGUUGAAUUACCUUGGAAUCACCGAUUGUCCUCGCAAGGGUAUUCGCAAGCGGAAGGCCUUGGUGAGCGCCUUCAAAAUCCAAUGGGGCAAUGAGAAGAUCGUGGCCCUGCAAACUCAGCUGGAUCAAUACAGGAACCAAAUAAUGUUGGGAUUGAAUAUUUCUCUCAGGUUUUACGCCACCAAGUCACUGCACAAUCAAGACCUAAUAUUGCAGCUUCUGCAGUCUCGAAGUAAUAACGACCAGCUACGGAGGAAUGGAAGUUCUACGGUAAACCGUCACGAGGGCUUGGGGUCGGCAUUAGUCGAGUAUCUCAAGCAUGCAGUCGCUACGCCCGAGUCCGAUAACGCAGAGAGAACGUUUCGUAACGAUCUGCUCGGCGCCGUCUAUGUUUCUGCCAGGCCCUCUAGCAACGAUGCCUCUGCUUUCGAACUUACGGAAGCUCGAAAGCUAGCCCUCCACAACAAGUUCAUUUUGAGUCUACAUUAUGACGGUAUACGCGACCGUGAACUUAGGAUCGCAGAGGCCCACCAAGAAACGUUCCGCUGGAUCUUUGACCCCGAAGAUGACCAACGCCGCCCCUGGGCUAACUUUCGCCACUGGCUCCAGUCAGACGAGCAAUUAUACUGGAUCACUGGGAAAGCAGGGGCCGGCAAAUCGACGCUAAUGAAAUACAUCUCCCAGCCCGCCUCAUCUGGAGAAGCAGGUCGUUCGCACGACGGGGAGUCUCGUUGCACGGAAUAUCUACUUCGGUGGGCCAGAAAAAAACCAUUAAUAGUGGCUUCGUUCUACUUCUGGGCGGCUGGUUUCAAAAUGCAAACGUCAAGGGAAGGUCUCUACCGUACUUUAUUAAGCCAGAUUUGUCAGAGCUGCCCCGAGGCCAUACCUUAUGCUUCGCCGGAAAGGUGGGAAGCCCUGUGUCUUUGCAACGAGGAUCCGAAGCCGUUCGACGAAAUCGAACUGCGAAACAUCUUGGAUAGCGUGAUUAAGUUCGUCAGUUCUACCAAGAGUUUGUGUUUAUUCAUCGACGGGCUUGACGAAUUCAACGGCACCCACGGUGACUUAAUUGAAUUCGUCAAGAAUAUGAUAGAGACGCUACCAGUAAAGAUCUGUGUAGCAAGUCGUCCUUGGGUGGUUUUCGAAGCUGCUCUCGAGGGAAAACCAAGCCUCAUGAUUGAAGACCUCACGUUCGACGAUAUUAAACGUUAUGUUACGUCUAGAUUUGAAUCCGACGCCGAAUUUGUAUCGCUUCAAAACCGUGAGAUUGAGCUCGCUCGAAAUCUCAUCGAGGACGUUGUACGAAAGGCUUCGGGAGUUUUUCUCUGGGUCAGCAUUGUUGUGUCAUCUCUUCUGGAUGGGAUUAAAUACGGAGAUCGAGUUUCUGACCUACAAAGACAGCUUUCUCAACUUCCCCCCGACUUGGAGUCAUUAUAUGACAGGAUUCUUAGCAACCUAGAUCCUUUCUAUCUCGAACAUGCGGCCCAAUAUUUCCAUCUGAUGACUGCCUGCGAGCGACUACCUGAAGCACUGUUAUUGUCUUUUGCUGAUGAGGAAGAGCCUGACUUUGCAUUUAAACUUCCCAAUACCCGUGUAUCCCAUGAGCAUGUAGCCAUUCGGAUUGAAAGUAUAAGAAAACGGCUAAACUCCCGUUGUAAGGGGUUUGUCUACAUUCCAAAAUUAGGUCAAGAGCCAUCGUAUCAUGAGCUUCGCACUGUUACAGCCCAGUACCAUCAUAGAACCGUCAAGGACUAUGUUGAACAACCCAAAAUACAAGAGAAGAUCUUAGGAAUGAUGAAAGGACCAUUCGAUCCGUAUCUGAAAUUGUGCUCCGGGUCCUUAUCUAUGUAUAAAGCUGUUGGAUAUAUUCAGGGCACAUUGCGGUCAAUGAGGAACCACAGUGGGACCCUUGAAGAAGGAUUUAGGUUCGACGAAAGAAUUUGGAGGGAUCAUGUCCCGCUGAAGGCACAUCGUGUCUUUCUAGGAAUGCGGUUAGGAUAACUCUUUAUGGAUCAUCGGAUGAGAUAUAUAACGAGGAUAUGCAAGAAGAACGCAAUAUAAACAACAUUUAAUUUGGUACGGCGGUUAGGUCUUAAGAUACAUAUCUUGGAUUUUCUACAAAUAGGUCCUGAUUUCACCUUCUCUAGAAGGAGAACCAAAGACCUUAAAACCCUAGAGAAUUAUUAGGAAGUUGGGUAUACGUUCUAAGCCCUUAUA